AUGGAGGACGGUCGCCGGUGGAACGUGACGUACACGAAGCACGUUAAGCAGAAGCGUAAAGUUUAUCAAGACGGUUCUCUAGAGCACCAACCCUCUCGCCGCAAGGUCUUGCUUUAUGAUGAAUGGGACCAGCUCUUGGAAAGCAGGUUUGUGAAGAAGGAUGACAUUAUCAAAUGUGGUGAAACACUUACAUGGGAUUCGUAUCUUAUUGACAUUGGCGAACCAUGUGGGGAUCAUAAACCAAAACAUACAGUGAAUAAUCACGAUAAAGAGACUACAUAUUCACAAAAGUCGGGUUCACUUUGCAGAUAUGGUUCCAAGAGUAAACCAGUUCCCAUAGUCAAAAACUCUCUAGGGUCAGGGACCAGCCUUAGUGAGUCAAGCUUCAAGGCUGAAAAUGCCAAAUUCAACAUUGAAAAUGAGCCUAGACGUGCAGCAAUGGAGGACGCUUGCCGGUGGACCGCAAUGUACACCAAGCACGUUAAACAGAAGCAUAAAGUUUAUCAAGACGGUUUUCUAGAGCAUCAGUCCGCUUACCAUAAGGUCUUGCUUUAUGAUGAAUUGAACCAGCUCUUGGAAAGCAGGUUUGUGAAGAAGGAUGAUGUUAUCAAAAGUGGUGAAACACUUACAUGGGAUUCCUUUCUUAUUGACAUUGGCGAACUAUGUGGGGGUCAUAAACCGAAACCUUUGGUGAAUACUCAUGAUAAAGACAGUAAACAUUCACAAAAGUCGGGUUCAUUUUGCAGCUAUGGUUCCAAGAGCAAUGCAAUUCCAGUUGACAGCAACUCUCCAGGGGUAGUUACCAUCCUUAGCGAGUCAAUCUUCAAGGAUGAAAAUGCCAAAUUCAAUUGUAGGAGACAAGGAAAUGAGUCUAAACGUGCAGUACAUGACAUCAUGUCCAUUCUAAAACAACCAAUUCUGAGGAAAGUUGUUGCAAUGAAUAAACCAUCAGUCGAUGACUGCUUUGGGUCGCAUUCUUCAGAUGUGGAUUAUAAUAUCAAGGAUCACAGCAAAGAAUGUGCUGAAGAAUGUAGUAGAAAUGCACCAGAGAAUUUGAGAGAAAGUUCCUCAGAUCAUUCCAAGAUUUUAAAAUCCGAAACUGUAGAAGUCCUUGUUGCUGCUGAAAAGUGCACUUUGUCUGAAAAUGACAAAGAAUCUCAGGCGAGGCCCUCUACUUCUUUUAUCGGAUUAGAGACAUCAAAUUAUACUGCGCCUGUUCCUGAUGUAGAGUACAUCUGUCCCAGUAAAUUGAUUCCAAAUCCUUUAUCCAUGGAGCCGCACACACCGGCCACUCCUGCUUCAUGUACGCAAGCGAUCACGACAGAAAAAAGUGCCGUUACAACAUUGAGCCCUGCUAAAGUACCAGAGGAAAUGGAUGAGUUCCCGAGCUUUGACCUUGGGAUUUGA
Messenger RNA from Striga hermonthica, 1407 nucleotides. The record is from the annotation of a GenBank genome assembly. Lineage: Eukaryota; Viridiplantae; Streptophyta; Magnoliopsida; Lamiales; Orobanchaceae.